UCUUCCUCGUUCAAGCUCGAUAAAAAAACCCUCGUCUCUCUCUCUCUCGCUCGGUCGCUAACCGCGAUCCCAUCUUCGCUUCCCGAUCCUUCGAUGCUCUCCGUCGCUGCAGCAGCUGUAGCCGCCUCGCCGGACUCCGACGGAUGGUCUCCGGCGUCACACUGAACGCCGGCGACUUGCCUCGGAUCCGACGGAUCUGACCCGGCUCCGAACGGCCCCUUCUUAUGGCAUCAGCCCUCUUGGCCAGUCGAAUCGAGCCUUCGUGGGGUGACCGCAAGGUGUAUAUGAGGAAAUACACCGCCACAGCCGCCGAUAAUUCCCUCUUCAACCCCAAUUCGAACCCUAACCCUAACUCAAACCCUAGGCACGUCCACGAUCCCGCCAAUUUGCGCUUCCGUAAGGAGGAGGACUACGCUGCUGUCGACAAUGACACGGCCUCGUUCGCUCCGAGGUCGAGGUUUGACGCUGCCUCAGAGUACGUCACCUUCAAUCUUGGGGGUUUCUCGAGAUCGGAGCUCAAGGAGCUCAAGAGGCGCCUCGUGAUGGAGCUCGAGCAGGUCCGUAUGCUUCGGACCCGCAUAGAGAGCGCGGCAGCCUUUGAGGCCCGGCCUGUUUACCAGACGUCGCAGUUUUCGGCUACCCGGCCCUCGCCCGAGGCUGUGACGGAGUCUCCAAGGCUGAAAGACAAGGGGAUUGUGCCGAAGGCGCACACAGGGAAGAAGAAUUCGGGCAUUAAGCGUGGAAACCCUUUCGGGUCAGACAAGGAUCCGAAGAGACCCGUGAAGGAUUUGGUUGCCAUCCCAGAUAAGUUCGUUGCAAGCAUGAUGAAGCGGUGCGGCCUGAUCUUGUCGAAGCUCAUGAAGCACAAGCACGGGUGGGUGUUCAACGUCCCUGUUGACGCCGUGGGCUUAGGUCUUCACGAUUACCACCAGAUAAUCAAGAACCCCAUGGAUCUCGGCACCGUGAAGACGAAUCUCGAGAGGAAUCUCUACCAAUCGCCGCAGGAGUUUGCGGCUGAUGUAAGACUGACCUUCAACAACGCAUUGACGUAUAACCCUAAAGGUCAUGAUGUGCAUCACAUGGCGGAAACUUUGCUCGUGCAGUUCGAUCAAAUGUUCGAUCCUGCCUUCAGGAAAUAUGAGAAGGAGCAGCAGAAGAUGUUUGCCGCAGCGGAGGAGCCCAAACCCAGGGUUUGGGAUGAGGAAUUGGUUCCACAGAGCACAAGGAGGGAUCCGGAAGCAAUGCUGGUGGAAAAGAAGAGAAACCCCAGCCCAAAAUUCAACCCAGCAUCAGCAUUGUUGAAUCAAGAGGCACAGGUUUCUUCUCCACAAGUUGCACAGCCAACGCCAGUGGCUGUGCCUGGUAUGAAGCGAACAAAAUCCGGGAAGUUGCCAAAGCCGAAGGCAAAGGAUCCGAAUAAGAGGGACAUGAGCUUUGAGGAGAAGGCGAAGUUGGGGAUGAACUUGCAGAACUUGCCCCCUGAGAAAAUGGGUCAGUUAUUGAACAUCAUAAGGAAGAGGAACAAGCAUUUCGCGCAGGAUGGAGAUGAGAUUGAGCUCGACAUCGAGGCUGUAGAUACCGAGACUCUUUGGGAGCUUGAACGGUUCGUUUGCAAUUACAAGAAGCUAGCGAGCAAGAUCAAGCGCCAGGGGCUCAUUCAUAACCAGGUUGCUGCUUCAGAUAUCACCAACAAGUCGCCGGAGAGAGAAGUACCUGAAGGAGUUGUGACGCAUAAGGGAAGGAGGGGAGAAGCUGGUGGAGAGGAGGAUGUGGACAUUGGGGACGAGAUGCCCAUGAGUAAUUAUCCUCCAGUGGAGAUUGAGCGGGAUGCGAGAUCUAAUACCUCUAGCAGUUCAAGCUCGAGCAGUGAUUCAUCUUCAUCGAGUGGGUCAGAUUCUAGGAGUUCUUCUGGGAGCGAUUCCGAGGCAGACAGUGUUCAAUCGCCCUUUGUCGGUUCGAAAGGAGCCCACGGAACUUGAGGAGAGAGGAGGUAUUUCUUAUUUUGGUUGAAGAUUUGGGGACCCUUGAGAAAAUGGGUCGGUCUAAAUCCCUUGGCUUCAUGGAAGAAAGCAUCUUGGUGGGUUGUGUUGGAGUUGAGUGAGAGGUAAAAGAGGGUUUGAAGGUUGAAGUAUGUCUGUGCCUUUUGUCUGUUGCGAUUGUGAUGUUACUUGCAACUCCAAGGGAGAGAGGGCAAGGACUGGACAAGGGAAAUUGCAAGGCAUUGGUGGGGAAUUGCUCUGAAGUGGCUGGAACAGAGAGAUUAUUGCCAGAGCAAAGGAAGAACCAGGAUAUUGUAGGGACGACUGUUAGGAGGAUAGGGUAAUGCUAAUUCGAGAGGUAGGAGUAGGUGUUCUUUUAGUGUAGUUGUGCCAAAAUCUUCUGAAUGAAUGAUGGAUGAUCAAAGUAGAUGGCCAAAAAAUUUUUUGUACCAUACCCCCAAGUAAAUCCACCACGUGGUUUUCACUGUGGUCAAGAUGCAUAGCAAGAGUGAAAAACAUGUACAGAGUGAGAGGGAGAGAGAGAGAGUAUGAGAAAUGCAGAAAAGGGAAACAUUUGCUUGCUUGUUCUAGUACUUCAACCCAUGUGGGCUAUUCUUCCCCAUUUCCCUUGUCCAUGUUUAUGUGUAUGUGUCAUAAGAGAAGAGGCCUGUUAUAUUUGA
Messenger RNA from Rhodamnia argentea, 2659 nucleotides. Its product is annotated as transcription factor GTE7. The transcript is spliced from 3 exons. Lineage: Eukaryota; Viridiplantae; Streptophyta; Magnoliopsida; Myrtales; Myrtaceae. Gene Ontology annotation, molecular function: protein binding. The coding region runs from base 225 to 1979 and encodes 584 amino acids. The record is from RefSeq and is a predicted model, not a curated record.